Gracilinanus agilis (Agile Gracile Mouse Opossum) is the source of this 906-nucleotide messenger RNA. RefSeq names its product dual specificity phosphatase 23 (gene DUSP23). The coding region runs from base 164 to 616 and encodes 150 amino acids. Gene Ontology annotation, biological process: cilium assembly; protein dephosphorylation. NCBI's taxonomy places the organism in Eukaryota, Metazoa, Chordata, Mammalia, Didelphimorphia, Didelphidae. The transcript has 2 exons. Gene Ontology annotation, molecular function: protein tyrosine/serine/threonine phosphatase activity. The record is from RefSeq and is a predicted model, not a curated record.
ACCACGGAAGCCGUGGGCGACCACCAAGAAACUCUGACGUCCACGAGGAGGGUGGAGUGCACCUAGCAGGGUGGAACCAGGGAGGCGUGUCUGGGCGGGCCCGGGAGGCUGUUGACUCCACUCCCACCCCAAUGACCCUGGGGUCCUCUGCUCCUUCAAGGCGAUGGGUUCCCAGCCCCCCAAUUUCUCCUGGGUGCUCCCGGGCCGCCUGGCGGGACUGGCAUUGCCCAGGCUCCCUGCCCACUACCAGUUCCUGUGGGCUCAAGGAGUGCGGCACCUGGUGUCACUGACGGAGCGCGGGCCUCCCAACAGUGACACCUGUCCUGGCCUCACUGUGCACCGGCUCGGCAUCCCAGACUUCUGCCCACCAACUCCAGAGCAGAUCAACAACUUUGUACGCAUUGUGGACGAGGCCAACGCACAGGGAGAGGCAGUAGGGGUACAUUGUGCCCUGGGCUUUGGCCGUACAGGCACCAUGCUGGCCUGCUAUCUGGUAAAAGCGAAAGGCCUGGCAGGGGGCGAAGCUGUGGCUGAGAUUCGGCGACUGCGACCAGGUUCCAUCGAGACCUAUGAGCAAGAGAAAGCAGUUUUCCAGUUCUUCCAACGAACCAAGUAGGGGAAGAUGUGGUACCUUUCUUCCCUCAACUCAUAUGGCGCAUGUACCCAAGAAGUUGGAACCAAAGCCAGCCUAUGCUGUGGAGGAGCAACAGUUGUGGGGGCUUGGGGGGGGGGGGCGGUGGUUAACUGCAGCAAUCAUACCCUAUCUGAAUCAAAAGAGAUACUCCCCUUCCUCUUAGGCAGUGAGACUGGACCUGAAGUUGGGGAUGGCCAGUCUAUGAAUCCCAUCAUAAACAUGUAUACACAAUACAAACCUUGUAGCCUUCAAUAAAAUGAUCAGUGAAACUU